This is a messenger RNA of Penicillium olsonii, 903 nucleotides long. The record is from the annotation of a GenBank genome assembly. Lineage: Eukaryota; Fungi; Ascomycota; Eurotiomycetes; Eurotiales; Aspergillaceae.
AUGGCUGAAAUCAAGCACGUUCUGGUCGUUGGGGCCAGUGGCAAUGUCGGCAGAGCAGCAAUCAACGCCUUGCUGGAGCACAAAUUCCACGUCACUGCCCUCACUCGGGAGUUAUCCAACGCUACGUUCGCAGCGAGCGUGAAGCACCUCAAAUCCGAUUACUCUGAAGCCUCGCUGGUGGAGGCGUUCACAGGCCAAGACGCUGUAAUCAGCACCAUGUCUAGUGUGUCACCCGGAGGUGCACUAGCAUCCCAGAGGUCACUCAUCGAUGCAGCCAUCGCGGCGAGAGUGAAGGUCUUUUGUCCCUCCGAAUUUGGCAUCGAUAGCUCUGAUCGCUCUGCAUCCACGUACAUCCCGUUCCUCGCUGACAAGAUCGACACGGUUGACUACCUCAAAUCCCAAGAGGACAAGAUCUCAUGGACGGCCGUCAUCACGGGCUGCAUGUUCGACUGGGGAUUGAACAUUCCCGGCUUCGCGGGCUGGAAUAUCCCCGCCCGCACGGUGACCAUUUUCGACGGUGGUGAUAUCCCCUUUGAGGCCACAAACAUCGAUCAAGUCGGAAAAGCGUUGGCGAAGUGUCUGGUACACGCGGAUCUCACCCAGAACCAAUAUGUCUACGUCAAUAGCUUUACUACCACCCAGAACGAGAUUCUCCAGGCGCUUGAGCAAGUGACCGGCGAAAGCAUCAUGACUUCGGAGGGCACUGUGGAUGAGUUGUGGAAUGACGGAGCUGCCAAGGUGAAGGAAGGUCAAGGGCUAGGUGUGUUGGGAAUGAUUGCGGGAGCCAUCUAUGGCAAGGGGAACCUGGCUCGGUUUUCUUCCAAAGGGCUGUGGAACGAGAAGCUAGGGCUGCCACAAGAGGAUCUAACUGAGUUCUUACGAAAAUAUGUGACAGCGCAGUAG